Molecule: messenger RNA, 351 nt
Organism: Ostertagia ostertagi
Lineage: Eukaryota; Metazoa; Nematoda; Chromadorea; Rhabditida; Trichostrongylidae
Source: the annotation of a GenBank genome assembly
AUGAUGAUGCCCGCUGUCUCAGCUGCAGCAGCUGGCUGUGCCGGAGGAGGUGGAGGAGGUUACGAAGCGCCACCCAUGCCUGCAGGCGGUAGAGUUGGUCCCGGCGGAACUGCAGCUGGUCGAGGUGGAGGCGGUGGAAUCGGUGGUGGUGGAAUGGGUGGCGGCGGAAUGGGCGGCGGCGGAAUGGGUGGCGGUGUUUUCGGAGCCAGUGGAAUUGGCAGAGGAGCCUACGUUAGCCCACAAAUAGACACGCCAUCACUGUCAUUACCACAACAGGCUCCAGCACCAGCGAAAACAGCGUCCCUUCAAAAAUUACCCUCAGAAGGAUCACAGAGCUAUUGCCACAACUGA